AGGACCAGUGCCCACGGGCCAGUUUAGCAGGAGCGGUGGCAGGUACGGGAGCGCGGCUCGGGUCAGCCCGCCAGGGUGUCUAAACCCUUGGUUUCUCGGCGUCUGGUUCUAAGCGCGCGACCGGGACCGGCUAGGAUCUUGACCAGAGCGAGACACUGUUGUGCAGCCUCCGCCCGGGAGCCGGGAGCCCCUCACGGCGUGAAGUGGAAGUCCCAGUUCCCCCCAGUCCCUUGCGCCGGUGCGCGCGCCCCAGAAGGCCGCGCUCCCUGCCGGCCGCGUUCCUGCCGGGUCGCUCGGUCCAGUGAGGCCCAACUGGCUUUCGGAGUUGAGCAAAUCCUCGGUCCCCAAGUUGGUGUGGGGGAGUAGGUCGGUGGCUUUAUGUAGGAGGAUUCUUGGCACAUUUUAGGUUGGCUUUGCGAUAGACAGGGAUGCGAAUGUUCUUACUGGAGAGUUCAUCUAGUUUGCCGGGAGAUUGGCGCGUCGGCAGAGGUCUGAGUGGACACCCACACCCCAAGCCAAACAAACUUCAGCUGAUUGCGUCCCUGCUCUUCAGAUUCUAGGACCUUGAACUUCAGAGAGAGCUGAGUGGCAGAAGGGAUGAAGUAACCUUUAUCUAAAAACUGCAGGAUAUUUUCCAGUAAAGAACAUGGUGAAACUAAUUCACACAUUAGCAGAUCAUGAUGAUGAUGUCAACUGCUGUGCCUUCUCCUCUUCCCUCUUGGCUACUUGCUCCUUGGACAAAACAAUUCGCCUAUACUCCCUGAGUGACUUUACUGAAGUACCAUACUCUCCACUGAAGUUUCACACCUAUGCAGUCCACUGCUGCUGUUUCUCGCCUUCAGGACAUGUUUUGGCUUCCUGUUCAACAGAUGGUACCACUGUCCUAUGGGAUACUCAAAACGGACAGAUUUUGGCAGUGAUGGAACAGCCCAGUGGUAGCCCUGUGAGAGUUUGCCGAUUUUCCCCAGACUCCACUUGUUUGGUAUCAGGGGCAUCUGAUGGAACUGUUGUUUUGUGGAAUGCGCAGUCAUACAAGUUACAUAGAUGUGCUAGUGUUAAGGAUGGCUCCUUAGUGGCCUGUGCGUUUUCUCCUCCUGGAAACCUGUUUGUCACAGGCUCCUCAUGUGGAGAUUUAACAGUGUGGGAUGAUAAAAUGAGGUGUCUGCACAGUGAAAAAGCACAUGAUCUUGGAAUUACCUGCUGUGACUUUUCUUCACAACCAGUUCCUGGUGGAGAACAAGGUCUUCAGUUCUUUCAGUUGGCAUCAUGUGGUCAAGAUUGCCAGAUCAAAAUUUGGAUUAUUUCUUUUAUCCAUAUCUUAGGUUUUGAAUUAAAAUAUAAAAGUACACUGACUGGACACUGUGCUCCUGUUCUGGCUUGUGCUUUUUCUCAUGAUGGGCAGAUGCUAGUUUCAGGAUCAGUGGAUAAGUCAGUUAUAGUGUAUGAUACUAAUACUGAGAAUAUACUUCACACCCUGACUCAGCACACCAGGUAUGUCACAACUUGUGCCUUUGCACCCAAUAUCCUUUUACUUGCUACUGGUUCAAUGGACAAAACAGUGAACAUCUGGCAAUUUGAUACGGAAACACUUUGCCAAGCAAAGAUUCCAGAUCAACCAAAGCAGUUUACUGAAAAUUGGUCAGAGGAUGAUGUCUCAAACUGGCUUUGUGCCGAAGGUUUAGAAGACCUCGUUGAUAUUUUCAAAAUGAAUAACAUUGAUGGAAGAGAAUUAUUGAAUCUUACAAAAGAAAGUCUAGCUGAUGAUUUGAAAAUAGAAUCUCUAGGGCUGCGUAGUAAAGUUCUGAGGAAAAUUGAAGAACUGAGGACAAAGGUGAAAACCCUUUCUUCUGAAAUUCCUGAUGAAUUUAUAUGUCCAAUAACUAGGGAGCUUAUGAAAGAGCCUGUCAUCGCAUCAGAUGGCUACUCAUAUGAAAAGGAAGCAAUGGAAAACUGGAUCAGCAAAAAGAAACGUACCAGUCCCAUGACAAAUCUUGUUCUUUCUUCAGUGAUACUUAUACCAAAUAGGACUCUGAAAAUGGCCAUUGAUCGAUGGCUAAGCGAGACACAUCAAAAAUAAAACUCUCUAUAUUGUGUUA
Dama dama (fallow deer) is the source of this 2096-nucleotide messenger RNA. It is a transcript of the gene WDSUB1, whose product is annotated as WD repeat, sterile alpha motif and U-box domain containing 1. The record is from RefSeq and is a predicted model, not a curated record. The coding region runs from base 647 to 2077 and encodes 476 amino acids. The transcript has 11 exons. Gene Ontology annotation, biological process: protein ubiquitination. Lineage: Eukaryota; Metazoa; Chordata; Mammalia; Artiodactyla; Cervidae. Gene Ontology annotation, molecular function: ubiquitin-protein transferase activity; protein binding.